Molecule: messenger RNA, 1739 nt
Organism: Quercus lobata
Lineage: Eukaryota; Viridiplantae; Streptophyta; Magnoliopsida; Fagales; Fagaceae
Exons: 2
Coding region: 138-1739 (533 amino acids)
Molecular function (GO): zinc ion binding; nucleic acid binding
Source: RefSeq, a predicted model, not a curated record
CGUAGGAGUCUCCUUUUCUCUCUGUCAGUAAGAGCCUUUUUCCUCUCUCCUAGGUAAGAGCCUUUCCUCCUCAAUAAACUCUGAUUUCUGAGGGUUCUCUCUUGGUCUAUUAUUCUUCUUCUUUUGGUUGUUGUUCUAUGGAUCAAGAAGUUGUCAAUAGCCUAGGAAACUUGAAACUCACUAGAGAAGAAGAGGAAGAUAUUGUUGUUGCAAAUAGUAGUAGUUCUGGAAAUUUAGAAGAAUGCUCUUUAAGUCUGUUUGGUCGUUUACUGUCAGAUCGUCAUCAAAAUCUUAGAGCUUUAAAGAAUACCCUUAGGGCAGCAUGGAAGAUGGGUUCUGACUUAAGAAUUGUGGAAGUUGGGAAUAGCAUUUUGCAAUUUAAGUUUGGGUCUAAAUGUCAGUUGGAGUGGGUUGAAAAGAGUGGUCCUUGGAACUUUGAAAAUAACCUUCUCCUUCUAUGCCGAUGGAGGAAGGGGCUGACUUCAAAGAAUAUUUGUUUUUCCCACUCUCCUUUUUGGGUUCAGAUUUGGGGUUUGCCUUUUGAGAACAUGGUUGAAGACUUUGGAAGAGAGAUUGGCAGCAAAAUCGGAAAGGUAUUGGAGGUCGACAAAAGAGCUUUACAAGCUGAUCAAGCUAAGUUCCUUAGAGUAAGAGUUGAAGUGCAGCUGGAUAAACCUCUCCGGAGGGGUGGGUUUGUUAAAAACGAUGAAAAUGAUAGGAUUUGGGUUGAUUUUAGAUAUGAAAGAUUACCCAUUUUCUGCUACAAAUGUGGAAUCCUUGGGCAUGAUGAUAAACAUUGCCUAGUUAAUCCCAUGGAGAAUCCAGCAGGAAACCAGUAUGGUGAGUGGCUGAAAGCGGGUGGAGCAUUAAAGGAUGGAGGUGGAAAUUUUAAACUGAAGCAGCAGGCCAACGCAGAGAUGAGGGGCGCUGACUCUAUGGGACUGAAUAGCAAUAUCAAAGAAAGAAAUGGAGGUAGCGGUCAUAGCUGUCCAGCUCUGGCAGUGGGCGGAGGAACUGAAGGGAGGAAGGGGACGGUGAGCUUGAUGGAUACUGACCGGAUGGAGUGUGUGAAGUCAAAUCCCAGGGAACACGGAGAGAAGGUCAGAACAGAGGAUGAUGUUGCUGAUGCCUUGAGAAGUGGAGAAGUGCAGAAGUCACGUGAAGUGCCCAGCGCAAAUCCAACUUGCUUGGUAAGUCAGCAGAUGGUUGAUGUUUGGGCUGGCCCGGAUAUUAGUGUGGAUGUUCAUUUAAGCCCACAAAGAAUAAAAGGGGCAGAUAGCUUUAAUGGGGAGAAGGAUUGUGGGCCGGUUAUGGAAGCUCUUAAUGCUACUCAUAAGAUAAGGCCUGUUUUAAAAGAAAAAAUUAUAAGCUUGGGUGGGGAAAAGAACUUUGGGCCGGACCUGAAAGUUAAUGAUGCAGCUCAAGAUAUGAGGCCUGGAGGAAAUGGAGAACUUAAUUGUCACGGGGAAGAGGCUGUUCCUCUUUGUCAGGAACGUGGGCUAGCUCAAACAAUUAGAAGGAAGUUCAAGAGAAUGGCAAGGGAUAAAGGGAAAGCCCAAGAGUCUGUGAAUGCUGAAAAAGCCCAAGAGGUGAGUAAUAAAAGAAAAGCCUUAACUGAUAUUUUAUUUGCUUCUGAGGAAACUGCACAGAAGCGUUUAUGCUUCGGUGAGAAGGGGGGAAAUGUUUAUGAAAAUUUUGAAACGGCGGUGACUGCUGAGCAGCACCGCCUAGAUAAAUGA